This is a messenger RNA of Ipomoea nil (Japanese morning glory), 795 nucleotides long. RefSeq lists its product as uncharacterized. The transcript has a single exon. The record is from RefSeq and is a predicted model, not a curated record. Lineage: Eukaryota; Viridiplantae; Streptophyta; Magnoliopsida; Solanales; Convolvulaceae. The coding region runs from base 1 to 795 and encodes 264 amino acids.
AUGGUUCUUCCCCCGGGCUUUCAAGCAGAGAAACCGAACCAGGUUUGUAAGUUGUUGAGAUCGUUGUAUGGCCUAAAGCAGGCGAGUCGACAAUGGAAUGUCAAACUCACGGCAGCCCUCCUAAAUUAUGGUUUCAAGCAAUGCAUCGCUGAUCCGUCUUUAUUCACUAAAGGAACGGGCAGCAGCUACAUUGCCCUUUUGGUAUAUGUUGACGACAUUCUAGUAGCAAGCAGUGAAUUAAUUCUCAUCCAACAACUGAAGGACGUACUGGAUAAAGCUUUUAGAAUCAAAGACUUGGGUGUUCUAGGCUAUUUUUUGGGUAUUGAAGCCAAAGUUUCCACUGCCGGUUUGAACUUGUGCCAAAGGAAAUAUGCAGUUUACAUUUUAAGUGAUGCUGGAUUCACUGAUUGUAAACCAGUAAAUACACCUAUGGUUCCGGGAACCCAUCUAUUCCAAGAAGAUGGCACAGCUUUGACGGAUCCGGGAAGCUAUCGGCGAUUGAUUGGUAUAUUGUUAUAUCUCACGGCCACAAGGCCGAAUAUCACAUACACCGUUCAUAAGCUCAGUCAGUUUGUUAGCUCACCUACUGAUAGGCACAUGGCCGCCGCGCAUCGUAUUCUCCGUUAUAUCAAAGGUUCUCCCAGUCAAGGACUGUUUUAUCCAGCAACAACCACUCUUCAACUCAAAGCUUUUUCUGAUUCUGAUUGGGCUUCUUGCGCUGACACUCGCAAAUCCGUUACAGGCUAUUGUAUAUUUCUUGACACAUCUCUCAUCUCAUGGAAAUCGAAGAAAUAG